UCUUUGAUUCAGUCUGUUACCGGCCGCGAGAUAGGACGGUCGAGUCUGGCAGGAGAGAGACAGAAAAUGACGUAUCUAUGCGCGAAUAUAUCGGUGCUCGCGAAAUUUACUUGCGAAAACUCGGAAAACAUCUUUAUUAAAUAAUGAUUUGGAUGAAUCAAGACACUAAUUUUGUUUAUAAAAUAAUGUUGAGUGUAGUGUAGUUGGUUUAUUUUAGGAAGAGCUGAAUAAAACUUUGUUUUUAAAUCAGGCCUAACCUAAAAAAAGCCGGUUAUCACUGUCAACCAUUUUGUCAAUUAUUUGACAAUAUAUUUGAUUAGGAUAUUCUAAACUAUAGGCCAGGCGAUUUGUAAUUAGUUGGUUAAUUUUGUGUAGUAUAUUAUCUAGUUUCAACGUUUUCCAUCUUGAUUUUCGUUGUCAUUACUUUGUGAUCUGAUUAUUCCAUCACCACGUGACAGUUUGUGAAUAGAAAUCCACGUUGUAUCAUUGUUAUUCAAUCAAAAUUUUUACAAACUUGAUAUUCCCCUAAAUCCUACUGUGGUUUCUGUAGAAACAAUGAUCAUAGCAUGAGAACCAAGUGAUACAACAUGUUUGAAUAAUGACAUGGUAUUUCAUAGGAAAUAGUUCUUAUUCUCUCAAAAGUAUCUGUAACAACAAACUGCUUCAAAUAAUUUUGUAAAAGCUUUUUCAAGUAUUCAUGAAAAACAAUGACACUCUGUGUGUUAGAAUAGGAACCACUUGUUUCUACCUGUGAUAAAGUGUAAUAAAAAUACACAGUGGUGAUUUUUGUGCUAGAAACAAUGACAAACCACAGUUCGAGUAGAGGAAUUCAGUGAAAAUUCUUUGAAAAUGGAAUUGGUGCGCGUGUUUUUGGAUUAUAUGACUUUGUUGUGUUUGUUUGUGGUUUGGAGCAUGUGUGAACACGUGGACGGACUAACAACCGCUGAUAUUGGAUCUCCGCUCAGAGUGGCACAGUGCAGAGUCGAAUGCAUCAGCAAGUUCUCAAGGAGUGCAGUUCAUCAUAAGACGUGCCUUCACGGAAGUGACUGCAAAAUGUGCUGGCAGAACUGUCAAUUACUGCAGUCCAACUUCCCUGUUUGGGGAGCUCUGUGUGCAGAGAAAGCUCUAUGUUACCCGGGCUGUGAGACGGCGUGCCGCUUUGCGAUGGCGUCGGACACGAGCAGCAGCCACCAGCGGUCACCCGUGCUGGUGCGACGCGCCCAAGAGGUUCUCACCACCAAUGGCCAGGAUGUGCGGUGGCCACCUCCCCCACCUACCGACCAGGGCGGCCCCUGGGUCUACCUCGUCAUGAGGAAGUCAUCUUCUUCACCAAACAGCUCGUGGAAACAGCUAACCCAGACCGUGGACCUCUCGACGAGGGUUCCCCAGGACGCCGGCAUGCUUCGGGUACUGGUCGUGGGCAAGGAUGGCCUGAAGACCGUCUACAGUCCGCUUCGGAGGACGGCGCUUCCCUCGGCCAGGGAGACCGCCCAGGAAGUCAUCCGCAGUCUUGGCAGGGACCAGCGACUGCUCAAUGAUGUCCUCGACAAGUCGACAACAAGUCUCGGCAAACGGAUCAACACGGCCAGACCUGUUCUUGCACCAAAGAACGGCAAAUGGAACCUGCGCCUGAUCUCGAAGAUCCACCAACAGGUGCUGGUGAUAGCAGAGGUGGCCUGGGAGGUGCAGAAGACCAUUUCGCAGCACAAGCCACUCUACCUGGUGACCUGGGAGGUGGACGGAGGCGGCAUCCAGGGAAACCUCUUCACGGACACCAAUUGUGUCACCCUGUCACUGUGGCCGAACACCGUCUUCCAUAUACAGGUUGAACUAGUGAACCAACAAGACUCGAUGACGUUGUCGAAGAGCGAGACCCUCUCAGUGGACACACGGCCGUCUGUGGUGGGCGUGGCCUCGGCAGAACAACAUCAACCGCAAGUUGUGCUGACGGCCGUCCAAUCGGACCAACGACCGCAGUUGUUCUCGGGCGCCGCCGCAGCGCUGGUGUCGUUCAUUAUCCUACUACUGGUGCUGGCUUGCACAAGGCACUGCCUCCUUGAUCGAGUCAUCGCUCACUCCAAACUGGUCGAGGACCUGCCCUAUGGACCCAACAUGCAUAGGGUAUUUCCUCCGGUUGUGACCAUAGUCCAGGACAUGAGACGACCAUCCACCUCCAAACUAGUCACACUCAGGGAAGACGACAUUGAUGACUGGGAUUGCUCGUGACGCUCUCUCUAAAUCAUCACAAAUCAACACCAAAAGUCCACAGACAAUCAUCGAGAACACUACAAAAUGUUAAAAAAUGUAGCCUUGAAUAUGAACACAAGAACACAUAUACAGUAGAAGGAAUAAUCCUGACUUCUUACAUAAUAUUUGUGUUAGGAAAGUCGAGCUGUUUGUUGAGAAUAAUCUGAAAGACUGCGGUAUACGAGAUUCCGUUAACUAAAAGUAACGAUAGUAAUAAGUUGAUGUGUAAAACUUGAUUCAUGAAUGAUUAUGAUGUUUCCCAUGAUGUUUAUACCGAGAAUUGAAAUCUUCCAUCUCUGUUAAUAUUUUUCCAAUAUGUUGGAUGAAACGGUUCUGAUAAUGAUACUGAUCCAAUAAUGAUUGAUGAUGUUUCUCAACAUCUAUGCUUCGCUUGAUAAAUAUCAUUAGAAUGAUUCUGUUUUGAAAAUUGAAGGAAUACGUCAAUCAGACAGUCAUAUUGGAAAAUCAUGAUUCAGAGGAGGAACUUCUCUCCAAUGAUCAAACUACCUGUAUCAUUGUUGAAAAUAAAUACUUGUUACAUCGAAUAUGAACAUUCUAUGUAAAAAUAUUGUGUAUGAACCUAUCUUGUCCCACUUCAUGUGAACCAUUCAAUGUUUGUAGAUAUCAAACCUAUGUGAUAGUGAUAAUAAUAAUAAUCUUGGAAUAUUCUAAAUAUAAUGAGUAUUUUCAUACAUGAAUAAUCUUAUGUCCACAGGCUUAUUCGCAAUGGAAGAGUAUUUUAAUUGUUCAUUUAUUUUAAUGAUUAUUAGUUUUAUUAUAUCACUAUUAUAUUGAUCAUGUGCAAUUUUCCCAGAUUUCCGUUUAGAUUCACCGAAACAAUUUGGAAACUCUUAAAUUUUCAAAAUAAAGUGCUAUCAAAAAACUGCAAAUAUUUCAUACUCUCUGGAAAAGUGAAUAUUUCAAUAAUUUAAUUUCCAAAUUAUCCUGGAAUAUUCAUGUAGUAUUAUUUGACAACUUAUUAUUAGUUUCAUGAAUAACUUACUAUCUAUUUAUGACUUUGAUAUUGUUUACGUUAUCAUUGGAAAUUUUGUAUAUUAUGUAAAGUGGAUACUGUGUAAAAAGAAACAUAAACUUAUGCUGGGAACUUGUUCUUAAUGUAAGAGAACUCUAAACUACUCCAGUUUGAAGUAACCGAUUGUGUAACUAAAUAUUCUACUUUUGUGAAAAGAACUGAUCCAGUAUUGUAUUUAUUUAUUAUUUGUGAGAAAUUUCUAGUCUCCGUAAAUUUAGCUGUGAAAAUCAAUAAAGAUUUGUUAGUACUGAAUGUAUGA
Nilaparvata lugens (brown planthopper) is the source of this 3539-nucleotide messenger RNA. RefSeq lists its product as uncharacterized. The transcript is spliced from 8 exons. The coding region runs from base 850 to 2226 and encodes 458 amino acids. Lineage: Eukaryota; Metazoa; Arthropoda; Insecta; Hemiptera; Delphacidae. The record is from RefSeq and is a predicted model, not a curated record.